This is a messenger RNA of Ostertagia ostertagi, 449 nucleotides long. NCBI's taxonomy places the organism in Eukaryota, Metazoa, Nematoda, Chromadorea, Rhabditida, Trichostrongylidae. The record is from the annotation of a GenBank genome assembly.
AUGGCAGUGGAAGUCGAAAGAUGUGCCAGAGUCCUCGACGGCAUCGUUACUGUCUUGGAUGCCUCGGCUGGAGUUCAGGCACAAACGUUGACCGUAUGGCGUCAAGCUGCAAAAUUUCAUCUUCCAUCUGUGUUUUUCGUCAAUAAAAUGGACAAAAAAGAAGCGGAUUUCAAAAAUUCUGUUGAAUCUGUUGAGCAGAAGUUAGGUAUCAAAGCAUUAGCUACGACAUCUCCAAUUUAUGAGAAUGAGAAUCUGUGCGGAAUUGUUGACGCUGUAAGCAAAAAGUUCGUUCCUCUAACUUCUGAUGGUUUGUGGCAGAAUGUUGAGAGUGACACCCCUGUUGGAGAUGUGCUGAGGGCAUCUCGAGAGAAUCUUUGCUGUGAUCUAUCGGAUUUGGAUGCGGAGUUCAUGUCAUUAUUUUUGGACGGAUCUGGUGGAGAUCCCAUGAA